CAGAGUUUGUUGACCAGCUCAAACCUAAUUCAUCUAGAAGUAGAAGUCUAUACGAGAACAGAGUGACGCCAACGCAAGAGGCAGGGGCAGGUUCUCCACCACACCAUUCUCUCUACGUGCAAGUCAAAACCGGCAUUCGCACGAGUCACAAACUUCACCGAACUUCCGUAUAAAUUCUCUUCUCUUCCGUGAUUAUUACUGAAAGAGGAAUAGAAUAGUCAGCGAUGGCACAGAAGAGAUUCAUCAUCGAGGUCGAGAAGGCGAAGGAGGCGAGCGAAGGAAGGCCUUCGAGAGGACCUGUCUAUCGUAGCCUCUUCGCCAAGGAUGGAUUCCCUGCUCCUAUCCAAGGUCUCAAUAGUUGCUGGGACGUUUUUCGAUUGUCUGUUGAGAAAUAUCCAUCAAAUCCAAUGCUUGGUCGCCGGGAAAUUGUGGAUGGGAAGCCGGGCAAGUACAAGUGGCUAACAUACAAAGAAGUAUAUGACCAGGUGAUGAAAGUUGGGAAUUCUAUCCGCAGCUGUGGUUAUGGAGAAGGUGUAAAAUGUGGUAUUUACGGUGCUAAUUCUGCAGAAUGGAUUAUGAGCAUGCAGGCUUGCAAUGCUCAUGGACUUUAUUGUGUUCCUUUAUAUGAUACCUUGGGUGCUGGGGCUAUAGAGUUUAUUAUAUGCCAUGCAGAGGUCUCAAUUGCAUUUGCAGAAGAAAAGAAAAUACCUGAGCUAUUGAAGACAUUUCCAAAUGCAACAAAGUAUCUCAAGACAAUUGUAAGCUUCGGAAAGGUUACCCCUGAACAAAAGCAAGAAGUUGAAAAUUCUGGGUUGGAAAUAUAUUCAUGGGAUGAAUUCUUACAAGUGGGUCAAAAUCAGAGUUUUGAUCUUCCUAUUAAGAAAAGGAGUGACAUCUGUACAAUAAUGUAUACUAGUGGAACUACUGGUGACCCCAAGGGAGUGUUGAUAUCAAAUGAGAGUAUUAUUACUCUCUUAGCUGGGGUUAAGCGACUGUUGGAGAGUGUAAAUGAACAAUUGACUGAGAAGGAUGUAUACAUAUCAUACCUUCCACUUGCACAUAUAUUUGAUAGGGUCAUUGAGGAGACAUUCAUAUGGCAUGGUGCUUCAAUAGGUUUCUGGCGUGGGGAUGUCAAAUUGUUAAUUGAAGAUGUUGGCGAACUAAAACCAACUAUUUUCUGUGCUGUUCCCCGUGUGCUUGAUAGAGUGUACUCAGGUUUGACGCAGAAGAUUUCUUCUGGGGGCUUCUUGAAGAAGACAUUAUUCAACUUUGCUUAUUCAUAUAAGCUUAAUAACAUGAAGAAAGGGCUUAGACAUGGAGAAGCAUCUCCACUUCUUGAUAAAAUUGUGUUUGACAAGGUAAAGCAAGGUUUAGGGGGUAGAGUACGUCUUAUUUUGUCUGGAGCAGCACCUUUAUCUGCACAUGUGGAAGGUUACUUACGGGUGGUGACUUGUGCUCAUGUCCUACAGGGAUAUGGUCUGACUGAAACCUGUGCGGGAACCUUUGUCUCAUUACCAAAUGAAAUAGAAAUGCUUGGAACAGUGGGCCCUCCUGUACCAAAUGUGGAUGUUUGCCUGGAAUCUGUUCCUGAAAUGGGAUACGAUGCCCUAGCAAGUACACCAAGAGGAGAAAUUUGUGUAAAGGGAAAAACCUUGUUUGCAGGGUACUACAAACGUGAAGACCUCACUAAAGAGGUUCUGAUUGAUGAAUGGUUCCAUACAGGGGAUAUUGGAGAGUGGCAACCUAAUGGAAGCAUGAAAAUUAUUGAUCGGAAGAAGAAUAUAUUUAAGCUUUCACAAGGAGAAUAUGUUGCUGUCGAAAACCUGGAGAAUAUUUACGGUCAAGUUUCUUCUAUUGAAUCUAUAUGGGUUUAUGGAAACAGUUUUGAGGCCUUCCUUGUGGCUGUUGUUAACCCCAGUAAGCAAGCACUUGAACAUUGGGCCCAAGAAAAUGGUAUAUCCAUGGACUUCAAUUCUCUCUGUGAAGAUGCUCGAGCAAAAAGUUACAUAAUUGAAGAGCUCUCAAAGAUUGCGAAGGAAAAGAAGUUGAAAGGUUUUGAGUUUAUAAAAGCAGUUCACCUUGACUCAAUUCCAUUUGACAUGGAACGUGACCUUAUCACUCCAACAUACAAGAAGAAGAGGCCACAGUUGCUUAAAUACUAUCAGAAUGCCAUUGACAACAUGUAUAAGAGUGGAAGUAAACCCAGUGCCUGAGACCUGAUUUGGGAGAUAAUUUAUUUUCUGUAUGUGAUGGUGUUUGUCUCCGUUCAAUUGUUUCCUUUUGGUGACUGUAUAUACGCUGAGUAGUUAUAUAUGGAUACGUCAUUUAUUUUGAUUUUUUUUUUCACGUCAUAUUAUCUAUUCUACCGGACUUAUCUAAGUAAGUUGUCUUUCUUCUCUUUUUC
This is a messenger RNA of Glycine soja, 2404 nucleotides long. RefSeq names its product long chain acyl-CoA synthetase 4-like. Gene Ontology annotation, molecular function: long-chain fatty acid-CoA ligase activity. The transcript is spliced from 19 exons. The record is from RefSeq and is a predicted model, not a curated record. Bases 225 to 2213 code for a protein of 662 amino acids. Gene Ontology annotation, biological process: fatty acid metabolic process. NCBI's taxonomy places the organism in Eukaryota, Viridiplantae, Streptophyta, Magnoliopsida, Fabales, Fabaceae. Gene Ontology annotation, cellular component: endoplasmic reticulum; membrane.